Molecule: messenger RNA, 3870 nt
Organism: Tachysurus vachellii
Lineage: Eukaryota; Metazoa; Chordata; Actinopteri; Siluriformes; Bagridae
Gene: slc7a14b
Product: solute carrier family 7 member 14b
Exons: 9
Coding region: 277-2517 (746 amino acids)
Biological process (GO): amino acid transport; transmembrane transport
Cellular component (GO): plasma membrane
Molecular function (GO): amino acid transmembrane transporter activity
Source: RefSeq, a predicted model, not a curated record
GAAUAAUUCAGCGCGUCCCCACUGUGGAGCUCCUGCAUGGACAUGGAGCACAACACCGACUGCUCUUCACCAUCAACCAUCUCGUAACAACCGCAGCUUUAAACACCACUAAUCAGGAUCUCUGAGCAUCAGGUCCUCUGUGUGUCCUCGCUUUCUGUUCCUCACCAUGCAGAAGUGGCUGCUGGUGGAACCUCAGUGAAAGAGACUUGAGCGUGAGAGAGAGACGAGGAGCUGAAGAUUAAAGUGAGGAGGAAACACUUCAGUGUGUGUCUGAAGAUGAUGAGAUCUGUUUUUGCUAAGCUGAAUCCUCGGCGGAUCGAGUGGGAGGCGUCAUGGUACGGUCUACACUCUCGUGUGCUGAGAACCAAACCGUUGCACUCCAUGCAGGAGAGUUCUGGGGAUCUACAUGGAACCACCAGACUGGCACAGGUUCUCACCACUGUGGACUUGGUGUCUCUGGGCGUGGGCAGCUGCGUGGGCACGGGCAUGUACGUGGUCGCCGGGUUGGUUGCUAAGGAAAUGGCUGGACCAGGUGUGAUCUUAUCAUUUAUCUUCGCUGCUGUGGCUUCCAUCCUGUCAGGCGUGUGCUAUGCUGAGUUUGGCGUGCGAGUGCCAAAGACCACCGGCUCAGCGUACACCUACAGCUACGUGACGGUGGGGGAGUUUGUGGCCUUCUUCAUCGGGUGGAACCUCAUUCUGGAGUACCUGAUCGGCACAGCGGCCGGAGCGAGCGCUCUCAGCAGCAUGUUUGACUCUCUGGCCAACCACAGCAUCAGCCGCUACAUGAUCACACACCUGGGCACGCUGAACGGUCUCGGUAAAGGAGAGGAAUCGUAUCCUGACCUGCUCGCUCUGAUCAUCGCUGCUCUCGUGACCGUGAUUGUAGCCCUUGGAGUAAAAAACUCAGUGAGCUUCAAUAACAUCCUGAACGUGGUGAAUCUGCUGGUGUGGGUGUUUGUGGUGAUCGCAGGACUCUUUUUUCUGUCCGGUGAGAACUGGGAGGACGGCAGGUUUCUGCCCUACGGCUGGUCAGGGGUGAUGCAGGGAGCUGCUACGUGUUUCUACGCCUUCAUCGGGUUUGAUAUCAUUGCCACUACAGGAGAAGAAGCUAAAAGUCCCAACACCUCGAUUCCUUACGCCAUCACCGCGUCACUCAUCACGUGUCUGACAGCAUACGUCUCUGUGAGUGUGAUCCUCACUCUGAUGGUGCCCUAUAAUCUGAUUGAUGGAGACGCUCCUCUGAUGGAGAUGUUCGCUGUUCACGGUUUCAUGGCAGGGAAAUACAUCGUGGCGGUCGGAGCCAUCGCAGGACUGACAGUCAGUUUACUGGGUUCUCUUUUCCCUAUGCCUCGAGUCAUCUACGCCAUGGCAGGGGACGGGCUGCUCUUCAGGUUCCUGUCCCAUGUGAGUCCAUACACAGAGACCCCAGUGGUGGCGUGUGCCGUGUCUGGGUUCCUAGCAGCGUUCCUGGCCCUGCUGGUCAGUCUGAGGGACCUGAUUGAGAUGAUGUCCAUCGGCACAUUGCUGGCGUACACGCUGGUGUCUGUGUGUGUGCUACUGCUGCGCUAUCAGCCUGAAGGAGACGGAUUCACAGACGUUCUCCCAGACAAGAGUAAAGAGGGCGUGCUGGCGGAUCGUGAGCGAGACAUUUACUCCCACACCAGUGAUGGAGACGAGUAUGGCAACACGUGCGGAGCCAAAAACCUUCCCUCACAAGGUGACGAUGAGAUGCUGAUCAGCAAAUCAGACUCCGGUGGCUACCAGUCAGAGUCCUCGGGGUACAGUGAGGGUGAGAAAGGGGCGGAGCUUGAUGACUCAGACAGUGCUGUGACGUCCAUUUUGAAGCGAGUGCUCGGUGGGAAUUACUACACACUUCGGAUGCGACUUGGACUUCCAGAACCGGGCUCUCAGCCCACACCAGCUACAGGACGCACCGUCACCUACUGCGUCCUCGUCCUGUUUGUCCUCACCUUCCUGCUUUGGGCCUUCAUCAUAUAUGGCCUCGACCGAGCCUCAUCAGGUGCUUGCUGGGUUCUGGUCCCGCUCGUCAUCGGCAUCAUCGUCCUUAUGGCCUCUUUAAUCAUUGUUAUUCUACGGCAGCCUCAGAGUCCCAAAAGGUUACCGUACAUGGCACCUUGCGUCCCUUUUGUGCCCACAGCUGCCAUUUUGGUGAACAUCUACCUGAUGCUCAAGCUGUCCAGCAUUACCUGGGUCCGCUUCGUUGUGUGGUGCUCUAUAGGUGUGAUGAUUUAUUUUGGAUACGGGAUGUGGAACAGUUCUCUGGAGCUGAUUGCGCGGGAGGAGGAAGCCCACGCCAGCUCGUAUCAGAGGUAUGACGCUGAAGUGGAUGACAGCUUCAGGGCGGGUGUUGACCUUCACACUCAGGAGGAUGGAGAAGGAGGACUCUAUCAGGGCUGGGCAGCUGAGGAGAGGGGCUACCAGCACCAGCACCAGAACCAGGACCAAUACCAGAACCAAUACCAGGACCAAAACCAGUACCAGAACUACCAGCAGUAGGAGAUGAACACAGGACGUUCUCCAGAGGUCAGAAAUCCAGAGUCAGGAGCAGUCGAGGUUUCCAGCAGCUGCUCAGUGAGAUUCAGCCUCCAGUGUGUGUGAAAGUGUUGACUCUCUUUUGCUUUACUGUUUAUUCAGCUUUAUUUUAGUGCUGUUUUGGUUUUAUUUGCUUGAACGUGGUGAAUAUUUAUGUUUAUAAACUUAACAAUUAUUGGCACCCUUCAUGAAAAAUAAGCAAACAUUAAUUUACGAGGUGACUAACAAGGAUUUUAAUGUUUUUAUGACUGCUGGUUUAAAAAUAUUGGCACCCACACAUUAAUUUUUGUGCUUCCAAAAAUUACAAUUGUUUUUAUUUAUUUUAGUGUAAGAAAAGAAAGUUUGCAGUAGUUUGAGUGAAAUGUUUGAAUUGUGUUAUUGUUUAUUUUAUACACUGAUCUUCCCAAGUCUCUUGAAGGGUGCCAAUAAUUCUAGAGCUUAAUGAUGCAUUUUCCAAACAGGUUGUAAUGCAGUAUAUCACAACAUAUCACGUGCUACAAUCCUACAGCGCAGGAGAAGUCACUCACACGGCACUCACACGGCACUCACACGGCACUCACACGUCACUCACACGGCACUCACACGUCACUCUCACGGCACUCACACGGCACUCUCACGUCACUCACACGUCACUCACACGGCACUCGCACGUCACUCGCACGUCACUCAAACGGCACUCACACGGCACUCUCACAUCACUCUCACGUCACUCACACAGCACUCACACGUCACUCACACAGCACUCUCACGUCACUCACACGUCACUCAUGUCACUCACACAUCACUCACACAUCACUCACACGUCACUCACGUCACUCACACAUCACUCACACAGCACUCUCACGUCACUCUCACAGCACUCACACGUCACAAAUGAUAAAAUCUAAAGCAUUUAAGGGUUUUACAACUGGGUGUUUCUAUAUUAGAGAACCAACUAUCCAAACUCCCUCGAGUUAAUGAAACUCUCACACUGCCAGUGUGUGUGUUUGUAUAUGUAUAUAUGUGUAUGUAUGUCUGUGCGUGUGCGUGUAUGUGUGUGUGCGUGUGAUCUACACUCAUAAAGCACAUACACACACACAGUUAUUGUAGAAAUGUAGGUUUGUAAAAGUUCUCUGAUCGUCGCUCUUCCUGUAGAACCCUACAACAUAGUGCUGUGUGCAGCACUGGAACAGAACCCAAGAAGAAUCCUUCUUGCUUUAUGAAGCUAUGAAUCAUGAAUCCUAUAGUAAGGUGUUUCCAUGUCAGACAUUUACACUGAAUGAUGUAGAUGAUCUAAAGAACUCCUGAAGAACCUCCAGAUCUCAGCGUGUUAGAGGA